UUUAAUAAAAAUAUUUUUAUUUUUAGUAUUGGAUGUAUAAAUUGAGAACUAUAUCAAAUAGCACUCAUUUUAGUUCAAUAAUUUGGCCAAAUGAUCCUUACCAUUCAUCAAGACUUCAAGCAAACUUUACAUCAUUUCUGACUAUAGCAGCAUCAAUCCCUAGUACUUUAGUUUUAUUUUCAAAUACUUAUUUGGCCAAAAAAAUUUCUAUUCAACUACGGAUGAUAAGUUCACUUUUAUUUAUGCUUUUCCUGUUUGCAUUCACAACAGUAUUUGUUAAUAUAAACACUGAUUCUUGGCAAGUUUUAUUUUUUUUAAUGACAAUCGGAGUUGUAGUUCUUCUUAAUAUUGGAAGUGCUAUAAUGCAAGGAGCUGUAUAUGGACUGGCUAGUUUUUUUGAAAGUAGUUAUAUGACUGCAACUAUAAGUGGCCAAGCUCUUGGUGGUGUUUUUGCUGCUAUAGCUCAAAUAUUGGCCUUGUGGUGGGGUGCUUCUUCUGUUCAUAGUGCAUUUGUAUAUUUUUUAUUUGCAGAUAUAUUUAUAUUGUUAUCAUUAGUUUUGUACACAGUUUUAGUUAAAUUGGAUGUUUAUAAAUAUUAUGUUCAUGAUAUGUCUGCUAGUUCUUGGAUUAGACAUACAUCCUCCAUUCAGUAUACAGCAAUUGAAUCAGAUUCAGAUACACCUGUUGACAGUAUUUUUAUAUUAAAGAAAAUAUGGAAAUUAGGCUUAAGCAAUUGGUAUUGUUACGUUGUCACUAUGUCCGUUUAUCCAGCAGUAACAGUAUUGAUAUCUUCAAGUGAAAAUAUACAUAAUUCUUGGACAGAUAAAUACUUUGUACCUGUGAUGGCUUACUUACUCUUCAGUGCAAUGGAUUUUGUUGGAAGACUUUUACCACAUUAUAUUAAAUUGAUGGAUAAUGUAGUUUGGCCAUCUUUAGUUAUAUCACUUUUGAGAACAGCCUUUAUACCAUUACUUUUGUUUUGUAAUGCCAAACCGCGCCAUCACAGUGAUGCUUUAAUACACAGUGACUAUGUAUAUGCAAUAAUUAUUAUCCUUUUUGGUUUGACUAAUGGAGUCAUAUCAACUAUUACUAUGACGUCAAUUCCUAAGUUUGUUGAAAAGCAUGAACAAGAAGUAGCCAGCUCCAUAAUGGUUACAUUUCUAGGUGUUGGUAUUGCUACUGGUUCAUUAGUUAGCUUCGGUAUGGUCAAUCUGUUAUAAGAUUUUAGAUAUAAAUAUUUCACUUAUAAAUUAUUAAUGCUCUCUAGACUAUUAUAUUACUUCCUAUUAAACUGUUAUCAAAUGUAUGUUUUAUUUUAAAUAUUAUUCAAAUGUAUUAUAACUUUUAUUUCUAUUAUGUAAAAUAUUAUCAAAAUUAAGAGUAAAUUUUCUUCAAAUUAACGUUAUACUAUUUAAGUUAUAUGUGAUUCUGUAUAAUUCAUCAACUAUUUAAAAUAUUAAUUAUAAAAAAAACAAUAAACAAUUACACAAUUAUUUUUUUUUA
Molecule: messenger RNA, 1503 nt
Organism: Daktulosphaira vitifoliae (grape phylloxera)
Lineage: Eukaryota; Metazoa; Arthropoda; Insecta; Hemiptera; Phylloxeridae
Product: equilibrative nucleoside transporter 3-like
Exons: 8
Coding region: 33-1220 (395 amino acids)
Biological process (GO): nucleoside transmembrane transport
Cellular component (GO): plasma membrane
Molecular function (GO): nucleoside transmembrane transporter activity
Source: RefSeq, a predicted model, not a curated record